AACCAACGAAUCUUAUAGUUCAUCAUCGUAGAAAGUAAAUUGGAAAGAAUAUGAUCAGUUCAAAGAAGAUGAUCCAAAUGGCAUGGAAGUGGCAGAAAGAGGUUACAAAGUACCAAAGGAAGAGACUUGUCUGGCCAAAGACUGAAGAAAAUGCAGCAACGGCAGAAGGUUGCAGCGUGUGGACGAAGGCUGAAAAGGGUCACUUUGUCGUAUACAGCAUGGAUAAGAAGCGCUUCGUGCUUCCAUUACUGUAUUUGAAAAACAACAUUUUCAGAGAGCUUUUCAAGUUGGCAGAAGAAGAGUUUGGUCUUUCCAGCAACGUGCCUUUAACGUUGCCUUGCGAAGCCACGUUAAUGGAGUACGUGAUAACGUUGAUACAGAGAAACGUAACGAAGGAUCUGGAAGAAGCUGUCUUGAUGUUCAUAGCUACCGUUCGAUGCCAAUCGUCCUUUGAUCUUCUUCCUGAACCAACCAACCAACGUUUGCUUUGCAGCUACUGA
Molecule: messenger RNA, 500 nt
Organism: Vigna umbellata (rice bean)
Lineage: Eukaryota; Viridiplantae; Streptophyta; Magnoliopsida; Fabales; Fabaceae
Source: RefSeq, a predicted model, not a curated record